This is a messenger RNA of Necator americanus (New World hookworm), 4182 nucleotides long. RefSeq lists its product as uncharacterized. Gene Ontology annotation, molecular function: FAD binding; 2 iron, 2 sulfur cluster binding; iron ion binding. The coding region runs from base 1 to 4182 and encodes 1393 amino acids. Lineage: Eukaryota; Metazoa; Nematoda; Chromadorea; Rhabditida; Ancylostomatidae. The transcript is spliced from 38 exons. The record is from RefSeq and is a predicted model, not a curated record.
AUGACUGCGCGAAGUAACGUAGACGAUGUGUCGUUCUACGAACACAACACACUUAUUUUCUACGUGAAUGGACGUCGAAUAGAAGAAAGCAACGUGGAUCCAAAGACCACAUUGGCAGUUUACCUCAGAGAUCAUUUACAUUUAACUGGCACAAAAAUUGGCUGCAAUGAGGGUGGUUGUGGAGCAUGUACAGUGAUGAUAAGUGAGAUUAACUUGACAAAUAAUGAAAUUCGUCACUGCUCCGCGAAUGCAUGUCUCAUGCCAAUUUGUGGAGUGUUUGGGAAGGCCGUAACAACAGUAGAAGGCCUUGGUUCGGUUGUCAGUAAACGGUUACAUCCAGUCCAAGAACGCUUGGCUAUAACUCACGGAUCACAAUGCGGUUUCUGCACACCAGGAUUUGUUAUGGCCAUGUAUACGUUGUUGAGGAAUAACCCAAAACCAUCGGAAGCUGAUAUAAACGAGGCAUUGCAAGGGAAUUUAUGCAGAUGCACAGGUUAUCGCCCAAUUCUGGAAGCUUUUUACAGUUUUGCUGUCAAAAGUGAUGGUGAGAUAAAGGUGAGCACAGAAAACGGAUGUGGGAUGGGCGAUCAGUGUUGUAAGGUGAAGAAGACGAACGGAUGUUCUGAAGAAGAGCCUGGUAAUUGCGCUACGAGCAACGGGGUUCGCAAGAAAAAUGGCACCGAUUCUCACUUUUCAUCCGAGUAUAGACAAGAGAAGCUGAAGCUAACGGACUUGUCGCAUGUGGCUGCCUACGAUCCCACCCAAGAGCUCAUAUUCCCUCCUGAAAUUCGUGUAAGAUCACUACACUUAUCUCCUUUUGCGUAUCAACAUCACGAGACGACUUGGUACCAACCAACUUCUUACAGUCACCUACUUGAACUCAAACGGCUUCAUUCACACGCUCGCAUAGUGUCUGGAAACUCCGAGCUAGCCGUGGAACUUAAAUUCCGAUUUAUUGACUUGAAAAUGAUAAUAAAUCCCCGUCAGGUCCCAGAUCUUCACGAAGUUCGACUACGCGAUGAUGGCGCCUACAUGGGAACGGGAUUGAGUCUUACUGAAAUGGACAACUACUUGAAGGACUACAUCUCCAAACUACCAGAAGAGCGAUGCGAAAUCUUCAAAGCAGUGCACAAAAUCAUGCAUUGGUUUGCUGGGAAACAUGUGAGAAACGUGGCGUCAGUUGCUGGGAAUAUUGUCACUGCUUCUCCAAUCUCCGAUUUGAAUCCGAUAUGGUUGGCUUCGAAAGCAAAGAUUGUUCUUGAAUCUGAAGAGAGGGGUGUGCGAUCGCCGACAAUCGAUGAACACUUCUUCCUUGGAUACAGAAAAACUGCAGUUGAGGCAGAUGAAGUUGUUAAAGCAAUAAUUAUACCGUACUCAGCAAAGAAUGAAAUAUUCCGUGUCUAUAAACAAGCCCAACGCCGUGAGGACGAUAUCGCCAUUGUUACAGGAGCAUUUAGUGUCGUCAUCGAUCCGAAGACAUUGAUCGUUGAAAGGAUUGGAAUCUCCUACGGAGGAAUGGCUCCCACCACCAAACUGGCGUUGAACACUAUGACCCAUUUGACGGGAAAGCUUAGCAGCUUGCGGCGUGUCGCUUCGCAAUCACUUCCAGAGCGGACGCCAUCGACAAAUCACAACAGAGGCUGUCGUGACUUUUGUCCCGUCUCAGAGUUCCCAUUGCCUCCUGGUGUUCCAGGCGGAAUGGCACGCUAUCGACAAGCCCUCACAAUUAGCUUCUUCCUGAAGUUCUUCCUAGAGGUGGCUAAGAAAUUCAAUAUAAAUGAUGUUAGCGAUCGUAACGAGAUCAUCAGCAUCGGACAAGACAUCCCGGAUGAAUUAGAGGCCACUCAAGUGUUUCAGCAGGUUCCAAUCGAUCAACCGCUUCACGACCCUGUGGGACGUCCUCUUCCCCACGUAUCAGGAGAGAAGCACGUGACCGGAGAGGCCGUAUACUGUAACGACAUACGGGUAGCAAAUUGUCUCCACAUGGCCUUCGUAAUGUCACCAAUCGCAUGUGGUACGCUAGGAUCUGUGGACGCAUCUGACGCAUUAGCAAUGGAUGGUGUACUUGCGUACAUCGAUGAUGACGACGUCAUGGAAGGUGCUAAGUUGGGACAUCACAGUGACACACCUAUAUUUGUUAAAGAUAAAAUCACUUACCAUGGCCAACCUAUUGGCGCCAUUGUCGCCGUCGAUCACGAAACAGCCAGGAGAGCUGCCAAUGCGGUGAGAAUAGAGUACAGCAGGGACCAACCUAUUGUCACAAUUGAGGACGCAAUCAGGGAGAACUCCUUCUUGGGACAACCACUGGUGAUUCAUUCUUCGUUACUAGACAACGAGAAUGUGGUGAAACACGACUGGAGCAAAUACGAGCAUGUGGUGGAGGGCGAGAUCAAGAUGGGCGGUCAGGAACAUUUCUAUCUGGAAACGCAGCAGUGUGUUGUCAUACCUCAUGAAGACGAUGAACUUGAAAUUCUUACUAGCGCACAAGGAGUUAAUGACGUCCAGAUGGAGACAGCGAAGUGCCUUGGAAUUCCAGCACACAAAAUUGUGGUUAAAGUAAAGCGAAUUGGAGGAGGUUUCGGCGGAAAGGAAAGUACAGGGCCACUGCUUUCAGUGCCGGCAGCUAUAGCUGCCAGGAAGUUAAGAAAGCCAAUACGCGUAACACUAGAGCGGUUUGAUGACAUGGCUAUCACCGGGACGAGACACCCAUUCAGGUUUAAUUACAAGGUUGCCAUAGACUCUUCUGGAAAAUUCUGCGAUUACGAAGUGUAUGCUUACAGCAACUGUGGCCAUACUUUAGAUCUGUCACUAGGAGUUGUCCAACGCGCCAUGGUCCAUAUUGAGAAUGUAUAUAAGUUCCCAAAUGCGGAUAUUUAUGGGCGAAUGUGCAAAACGAACUUGGCUUCGAACACAGCAUUUAGGGGCUUCGGAGGACCGCAGGGCAUGUUCUGCACAGAAACUCUUGUAAAACACAUCGCCGAACAGCUCAACAUGGAUCAUGACAAGAUCCGCGAAAUGAAUUUCUACAAGGAAGGCGAGUGCACACCGUUUGGAAUGCAUCUUAGGCAGAACAACAUUGCCAGGACCUGGUACGAGUGCAAAGAAAACAGCGACUAUGAACGACGGCUUCAACGAGUUCACAAUUUUAACAAAUCGAACAAGUACCGAAAGCGCGGAAUAUAUAUGAUGCCAACGCGAUUCGGAAUCGGUUUCGGAUUAAAACAACUGAAUCAGGCUGGAGCACUGGUUUUAAUUUAUACGGAUGGAUCAGUGCUAGUAAGCCAUGGUGGAAUGGAGAUGGGCCAAGGAUUGCAUACAAAAAUACUACAGAUUACUGCGCGAGUACUGGAUAUCCCCAUCGAGAAGGUGCACAUUCAUGAGACGGCAUCCGAUAAAGUCCCUAACGCUUCACCCACAGCAGCGUCUGUCGGCAGUGACAUGAAUGGAUUGGCAGUGCAGGACGCCUGCAAUAAAUUGCUCAAGCGGUUGGAGCCUUUCAAAAAAGCCAAUCCAAGCGGAAAAUGGGAGGACUGGGUCCGUCAGGCCUAUGUGGACCGCGUUUCAUUAUCAGCUACAGGAUUUGGCAUAAUUCACAGCGAAACUGUGGAUUUUUUCAAUGGCAAAGGAGCCGAGCUGUUUGGAUACUGUGUGUAUGGAACGGCAUGUUGUGAAGUAGAAGUGGACUGCUUAACCGGAGAUCAUUACUUGUUGAGAACAGACAUUGUCAUGGAUGUGGGUGACUCGCUGAAUCCAGCCGUGGACAUUGGCCAAAUUGAAGGAGCAUUUAUUCAGGGAUAUGGUUUGUUUACUCUGGAAGAAAUCAAAAUUCGUCCUGAUGGAAUACGAUUAACCAGAGGUCCUGGCAAUUACAAGAUCCCGUCAGCAGACGAUGCUCCUCGUCAAUUCCAUGUCCGGUUAUUAAAAGGGUCUAGUAAUAAAAUGGGGAUCUUUUCGUCGAAGGCUAUUGGAGAACCACCUCUGUUUCUUGGAGCGUGUGCGUUUUUCGCUAUUCGGGAAGCUGUAAGAGCCUUCCGAGAAGAGCGCGGGCUUCCUGGUUAUUUCCGAUUUGACUCACCAGCAACACCGGAACAGAUACGGUUGGCAUGUGAGGAUGAGAUUCUUCAAAAGGUACCACCACUUCCAGAAAAAGGAACGUACACUCCAUGGACAGUUACUCUUUAA